Molecule: messenger RNA, 571 nt
Organism: Aspergillus eucalypticola CBS 122712
Lineage: Eukaryota; Fungi; Ascomycota; Eurotiomycetes; Eurotiales; Aspergillaceae
Exons: 2
Coding region: 83-571 (162 amino acids)
Cellular component (GO): membrane
Source: RefSeq, a predicted model, not a curated record
ACCAAGCCCUCCAUACUCUCUAUCCUGAACCACCUACACUCCACACCUUUUACAGCUCACACAUCAAUACAAUCAAUCCAACAUGACCGACCCUCAAUCGCCAUCCCAAUCACCACCCCCAACCGCAACCCCAGUCCAACAACAACAAAAACACCACCAAACCAAAUGGCUCCUCCUCGCCCUCUCCAGCGGCGCCUUCGCAGCCCUCAACGGCCUCUUCGCAAAGCUAACAACCGACACCGCAACCACCACCUUCGCCGCGCACCUCAUCCACCUCUUCACAUCCACCUCCACCUCCACCCCAGAUGACCACCCGAUCCUAAUCCUCCUCAUCCGCGCGCUCUGCUUCGGCCUCAACAUCCUCAGCAACAUCAUCAUGUGGGCGUUAUUCACGCGCGCCCUGACGGCGGGGUCCUCCACGACAAAGGUGUCGAUUACGAACACGGCGGCGAAUUUCCUCGUUACGGCUGUGCUAGGCAUGGGGGUUUUUGGGGAGAGGGUGGGUGGCUGGUGGUGGGUUGGGGCGGGGUUGAUGGGCGUGGGGUGUGUUAUUGUGGGGAGGAGGGAUUGA